This is a messenger RNA of Aedes aegypti (yellow fever mosquito), 658 nucleotides long. Its product is annotated as general odorant-binding protein 19d. NCBI's taxonomy places the organism in Eukaryota, Metazoa, Arthropoda, Insecta, Diptera, Culicidae. Gene Ontology annotation, biological process: sensory perception of smell. The record is from RefSeq and is a predicted model, not a curated record. The coding region runs from base 62 to 499 and encodes 145 amino acids. The transcript has 2 exons. Gene Ontology annotation, molecular function: odorant binding.
CACGAUUCGGUUCACAGUCACCCGAUGUAUUUCAUCUGCACUGGGUCAACCUAUUCCAACGAUGAAAAUUUUCGUUUGCCUAAUCAUUUUGUUCGUUGCAGCACGCUUGGAGGCCAACUCCGACGAAGAGAAGAAAGCACAAGCCAAGGAAAUGAUGCGAGGUAUGGCCGAGGAAUGUAAGAAGAAAGAAGGCGCCACCGACGAGGACGUGGAAGCAUUGCUCGAAGACAAGACACCGGAAACGGAGGUCCAGAAGUGUUUCCUUUCGUGUUUUCAGCACCAGUUCCAGAUUUCCGACGGCAAACGGUUCAACAAGGAUGGGUUUAUGCAGCUCAGCGCAAUGAUGUUCGGGGAGGACCAGGAGAAAAUGGCCACAGCCGAGGAGAUAGCCGAAGAAUGCUCCAGUGUGGAGAACGCUGACCGUUGCCAGCUUUCGGUGGACAUUAAAGAGUGCGUCGAAAAAGCGAUGGACAAAAGGGGAAUCAAAAUGGAGAAAUGAAGCUGGCGACGAUCGAAUAUGUUCUAAUGGCUUGGAAGGUUUUGUGACUAUUUCAGUAUCAUAUCUUACAAUUGUUAAAACGAGCAUUGAAAAACUGAUUGAUUGCUAGCGGCUUAACGAACAUUAUAAACCAAUAAAACCUCUUUAUUAACAGAACUA